ACCAAAGCGGCUCAAACCGGGCGAACAAAUGCAAUCCAGCCAUGGACAAUAGUGGCCACCACACGGCGACCAAAAUCCUAGCGACUCCUCCGGCCAGAGAAAGCCUGUCUGCCAGGAGCAACAUGAUCAGCACGCCCAAGCCCCUCGCCUUCUCCAUUGAGCGCAUCAUGGCGCGGACGCCGGAGCCGCGCUCCAUCCCCGUCCCGCAGCUCCUCCACGGCUCCGUGGCCAAAGGCGACCCCAAGCACCCGCUGCACCUCAACUCCUCCAUCCCCUGCAUGAUCCCCUUUGUCCCGGUGGCGUACGACCCCCUGCCCAAAGCGGCGGCGGCCGGAGCGGAACCCAGGAAGGCUCACUUAGACUCCUCUUCCUCGCCCUCCUUUAGCUGCGGCGAUCUCUUGAACUGUGCCCUGAGCUUGAAAGGCGAUUUCCCCCGCGAUGCCCUGCCCUUGCAGCAGUACAAACUGGUAAGACCCCGAGUGGUCAAUCACUCCUCCUUCCACGCCAUGGGAGCCCUGUGCUAUUUCAACCGAGGCGACAGCCCCUGUCACCCGUCCGCCAGUGUCAACAUCCACCCGGUGGCUUCUUAUUUCCUCAGCUCUCCCUUGCACCCGCAGCCCAAGGCUUACCUGGCGGAGCGGAACAAGCUGGUGCUGCCGGCCGCGGACAAGUACCCGGCGGGGGUAGCCUUCAAGGACUUGUCGCAGGCUCAGCUGCAGCAUUACAUGAAAGAAAGCGCUCAGAUCCUCUCGGAAAAAAUCGCCUACAAGACCUCGGAGUUCAGCCGCGGCUCCCCGAGCAGCAAGCCCAAAGUUUUCACGUGUGAAGUUUGUGGAAAGGUAUUUAAUGCACAUUAUAACUUAACUCGCCAUAUGCCGGUGCACACGGGAGCCAGACCCUUUGUUUGCAAAGUUUGCGGGAAGGGCUUCAGGCAGGCGAGCACGCUCUGCCGGCACAAGAUCAUCCACACCCAGGAAAAGCCACACAAGUGCAACCAGUGCGGCAAAGCCUUUAACCGGAGCUCGACCCUGAACACACACACGCGAAUACACGCCGGCUACAAACCUUUUGUCUGUGAAUUUUGUGGCAAAGGAUUUCACCAGAAAGGCAAUUACAAAAACCACAAGCUGACUCACAGCGGGGAGAAACAGUUCAAGUGCAAUAUCUGCAACAAGGCUUUCCACCAGGUGUACAACCUGACCUUCCACAUGCACACCCACAACGACAAGAAGCCCUUCACCUGCCCCACCUGCGGCAAAGGCUUCUGCAGGAACUUUGACCUCAAGAAACACGUCCGCAAGCUGCACGACAGCGCCCUGGGACUGCCCCGGCCCCCCGCCGAGCUGGGGGGGCCCGACCAGCCGCCCCCCCCCGGGCCGCUGCUGCAGGGCCCGCCGCCGCUCCAGCCGUGAGGGAGGGGGGGGCCGCCAGCGGGGAGCGCCGCUCCGCCGGUGGGAGCCCCGCCGCUGCCCGCCCGCCUCUUUGCAUGCACCUGUUAAGCGGUUUUGUGUGUCAUGCUCUGUAUCGCCACUAAGGUUUACGGGACUGAUUGUUUCCUCUC
Harpia harpyja (harpy eagle) is the source of this 1561-nucleotide messenger RNA. RefSeq names its product FEZ family zinc finger 1 (gene FEZF1). The transcript has 4 exons. The record is from RefSeq and is a predicted model, not a curated record. The coding region runs from base 42 to 1412 and encodes 456 amino acids. Gene Ontology annotation, cellular component: nucleus. NCBI's taxonomy places the organism in Eukaryota, Metazoa, Chordata, Aves, Accipitriformes, Accipitridae.